Messenger RNA from Drosophila bipectinata, 4235 nucleotides. Lineage: Eukaryota; Metazoa; Arthropoda; Insecta; Diptera; Drosophilidae. The record is from RefSeq and is a predicted model, not a curated record.
AAUUAGUAUUUCCGGACGAUGGACUGCUUACAUCGGAACAUGUUCUGGGAUUAGCUGGACAUCCGCAUGGACUGGUGGGUGCCCUGGGCGCUCUUCCGCCCCCGCCUCCCCAGCUGGACAUUCCGGGUGGCAAGAAGCAGAAUCAGCAAUCGCAACUGCCGCUCAAGGCGUCGUCCGUGGCCGGAGCCCAGCCCCUGCUGGAUGCAUACCACUAUCAGAUGGCGUAUGCGCACUGUGUGCAGCAGCAUCAGCAGCGGGAGCGGGAGAAGGAGAGGGAGCGAGAGCGGGAACGCGAGAGGGAACGGGACAGGGAGCACUUGCCCCACGCACACCAACUGCCCCACCCACAUCGAGCUGUGCUGGUGACGUCGCACCCACCUCCGCACCACCAGCCGCCCACGCUGAACUCUUCGUCGGCCUUCCGACCUUGGGGCCCCAACAACAAAGCCUUGUGGCAAGCCAUCAACGCCUCGGGCCUGUGCCUGCCCUACGCUUGCCAGGAGCCGCCCGAGCUCCAGAACCCGGAGCGGGUCGUCCGGAGUACAGACAAGAGAUACGCCGAGCGGACUUACCAGCCCAAUGUGGCGCUGGCACCGCGGAAGAGCUACAUGGCCAAGGAGCGGGAGGUGAUCGAGCGCCAGAGGCUGCGCGACAAGGGCCGGGAGCACCACCAGGUGGUGCACAUCAAGCAAGAACGAUCCCCGACACCCAGCCACGGGGUGGCCCCGGACGGAGCAGCCUCCAUGGAUGCCGCAGAGCCAUCGCACACCUCCUCGAGUGGCAGCAACUCACCGCUGCCCGCCCACCUGCCUCCACCACCCCCUGCUGCCGCGACCGCCGCUGGGGCACCACCCGCCACGGUGGCCCCCACUAGCCUGAGGAACAUACGCAGUCCUGAGGAAUUUUCGGCGGGUGGCAGCAAUGAGAUUACCUCCUCCACCUCACCACAUCACCAGCAGCGGGAGCAGCAGACGGGACCGGCCACUGCUGCGCCACCACCACCCGCCUCCCUGCCACACCAACACGUCAUUGCCACCGUCAACCAGCAUGCCAAACUUUUGCCCAGCUCCAGUUCUCCGGCGAAUGGAGGAUCGACUGCCUCCUCGCUGGCCAGCAAUCACAGCAACAACGAACCAAGCCGGAUCAGGAUCAACAAGAACCUGAUGAGUCAGCAGCCGGUGCUAUCGGCUCCGUCGCACUCUCACACCCACCACAUGCACCACUACAGCCACGGCUACUACAAGGGCCAGGGCUCCUCCCCCACCCAGUCCUCCAGUGCCGGGCUGAACCUGAGCACCCACUCUUCGAACGUGGUCAGUUCGCCCCACCCGAAGGCACUGGGAAAUGGCAGCGGCAACACCAAUGGAAACGGGCACGGAAGCCACCAGAACGGCAAGCCCCACAUGGGCAGCGAAUUCGAGCUAUCCACGGAUACGGACGACACGGAUAGCCUGAAUGGUGAGGCCGACUCCAGUGCCAUGCUGCCACCUUGGGAGCAGGCGGUGGAGUCCUUGAGGGAGACGCGUCCUCGAGACCGGGAGAGGGUUCUGAACUUGCUGCAGCGUCUGCUCCAGGAGAACAACCAGUACCGCUACAACAACAUCCAGCUGAGCGAGUUGCUCCACAAAAAGGAUGCCCAAAUCGCGGAUCUGUCGGAGCAGCUGCAGCGAUAUCGCCGCAUGGUGGACAACGAUUGCAAGGUGGACCUCCGGAAGAUGAAGCAGACCCAGCUGGAGGCGGAGGAGGAGGUAGAGGAGGGUCGGGGAGAGGACGAGGAGGAAGACUUGGAAGAAAUGGAGGAAAUGGAGGAUCGGGCCAAUAACAAUAACCAGCAGGAGCAGUCGCCCUUGGCGAAGCCUGCUCGAAGAAGUGCCACUCCGCUAAACUGUUGCUUGGAAAAGCCGGAGAACGAAGAACCGGAAACCAAGAGGAUAAAGUUGCUGGAAGAAUCGCAGGAACGAGAAGUCGAGCAGGACGGCAACAGUUCGGAGCUCCAGGAGCACCAGAAGAAUGAAGAAAAGCACCUCCCCCUGAAAAGCCCCCACUCCAGCGAAGAGGAGAUGGACGACGACGAGGACGAUGACCCAGAGGAUGAGGAGGAGGAGGACGAAGACGAUGAUACUGAGGGGCAGAUUCAGGCGCCACACAGCAGCGCCCUGGCCACUCCGCCCACGGCCACCACGCCCAUUUCGCCAGACUCGGCGGCAACUGCUGGGCAGUUGUUCGACAGCAGCAACAGCAGCGAUGAGUCUUCGAUGAAAAAGGCCCAGAUGUCCGCCUGCCAUGCACUGGAAAAAAUCACCAGCAACCGGGAGAGCGAGGAAAAAGAUGCCGACGAGAGCCAGGAAGCGACCGAGCCCGAGGGAAUGGCCAAGACAGAGCGUGAGGCGGAUCCUGAUGACUCCGACUCCGAAAGCGAUGACGAUGAGGUGCCGUUGCAGCAGCGACAGCAGCAGCAGCGUCAACGGUGCUCCGCUGCAGUGGUGCCACCGCCCCAAAAUCUCCCUCUACCGCCGCCACCUCACCCACAUCCACCCAUGGCCACCAAGGCCAGCAAGAAGCAAACACCACCAGAACCGCCCUCAACAGCCUCCACAGCCGCGACAACGAACUGCGAGUUACCAAUCAAAAAAGAAAUAGCAUAAAGGUGUUCUGGAACGAAUGCAAGAAACCCCUCAGACAAAACCCCAACAACCUCUCAAAGAACAGCUCUUUCACCCAAGAAACCCAUAGUUUUGUUAAAUUUACAUUUUUUAAAGGAAAGUGCAGCCCAAAUUCAAGCACAAAGCCUAAGCGCACAUCUUACCUAUUUAAGGGUAUUACAAACUUUGGCCAGAAAUGAAAAAUAUUUAAGAUGGAUCUUAUAUUAAAACCUACCUUAAUCUAAAAUCAAUCUUGAAAAAAAGGGAAAAUGUUAGGCUAAAAUGUCUAACACUUCCCAAAUCACUUUAAAUUUUUUACAAAAAUUCUUUUAAACGCUUUCAAAUAGCUUGAAUUGAUCUCACUUAUAAAGAAAAAAACAAACAAAAACCCAAAAAAGCUUAAUUUAGGCUUCCUUCUUGAAAAAAAACAACAAAAUAAAUAUUUGAAAACCUUUCAGAUUGCUUGCAGAAUUAUAGAUGAAACCAAAGCUUUAAAAAAAUCAUAUUAAUUUUGUUGUACAUUGUUCUAUGACCAAUUUGUGCGUGUGUUUUUACCAUUUACUGCUAAACCUAAUUAAGUUACUUUUAAAUAAAAAAUUUAUAAGCUCUGCAAGACACUUAAACCGGGAAAGUUUAUAGAGAAAGCGAGGCUUUGAAAACAAAAUUUAGAAAAAGGUUUCUCUUUGGUCAGACAGGCAGCUGGUGAAGAGGCGAGGUCCCCUUCCUCCGGAAACCAUUGUAAUUAAAAUUUAGUUUAAUCCUAAUCUUAAGUUGAACAGACAAACCGAGAGAGCCGAGAGAGAAAGGAAAUUCACACAAAAUGAACCCACCACAAUAUAAAAAGAAUUAAACAAAUGCUAAAAAAUUCUAAAGUAAUUCUUAUUAAACGGAAAAAACAAAACAAAUAUUUCAUAGUUAAGCAGUUGCCGCGUUAAAUUUAUAAAAUAUACAAAACAUAUAUGAAUAUGCGUAAUGUUCUACGAUAUAUAGGAUACAUAGAUGGAGGGGCCGGAAAGCGUAGGCCUAUUAAUGCCAAGCCUCUGCGAGCAGCAUAAUCAUAUACAACAUAAACCUAAACAUAUACGCAUACAUAACGAUUAAUAUUUAUUGUAGCUGCUAGUUCUAAUUCAAGUAAUAAUUUCUCUUGUAUAAUUACAGUCUUCUGUUUUAUUUCACUCCUUGUAAGCUUUGCUCUGUAGGCAUUUAGUUUCGUACUCGUAGAUUGUAGAUUAAUAAUCACAUUUUGCUAACUAAUUUAUAGGACUUCUAUUUAGCUUAGUUCUUUAUCUAUUGUGUCCGCACUGUGAACGGCAUUGAAUGGUCCAAGCUAAAUUCUUUCUGUGUAUAUAUAUAAUUUUCCUUUUGAAGAGACUAGAGUAGGAUGGAUUUUUGAGUUGCCAACACCUUGUGAAAACCCUACCAUAUAUAAUUGUACUAUAUAUGAUAGAUAUCUUCUGGAUGAUAACCCCCAACUGUGGAAACAAACCCAAGCCAAGAGCCAAGCGAAAAGAGCGCAGAGAUUUCUAAAAUCUAUAAAAUUUUGUUAUAAAACCAACAUAUUUCAUAAAUUAUUUAUGCCUGUGUGUGUUUGUA